AUGGUUGUUGGAGACUGGGUGAUGGUGGUUGAUGCUUUUAAGAAGAUAGAAGAAGAGGAUGGGAUGAUCGACAGCCUCGGCUGGGGAUUGUCAUAUGACUUCUGGUUUUUGCUUGGAGCUGAGAUUGAAGUCAGUGACGGAGCAGAAACGGGCAGCACAUUCCCAGUUGCCCCACAAACACCUCCCCUGUAA
This is a messenger RNA of Penicillium bovifimosum, 192 nucleotides long. RefSeq lists its product as uncharacterized. The transcript has a single exon. The record is from RefSeq and is a predicted model, not a curated record. Bases 1 to 192 code for a protein of 63 amino acids. NCBI's taxonomy places the organism in Eukaryota, Fungi, Ascomycota, Eurotiomycetes, Eurotiales, Aspergillaceae.